AUGGCACCCUCAUGGUUGAGUGAUAUUCGUCGCAUCAACCGAAACAACUUUGCAACUCUCCGUGCAGCACCAUGGGCUGAGAUUUCCGGGUCACUGGGUGACUUAGGCACUUUGCUUCCGCUCAUGAUCGCUCUCGCAGCACAGGGAUCUAUCGAUCUAGGAAGCACACUUGUCUUCACUGGCAUCUUCAAUAUCUUGACCGGUGCAUUUUAUGGUAUUCCUCUGCCUGUUCAGCCAAUGAAGGCCAUCGCAUCAGCAGCCAUUCAGAACAACUCUUCCAUGGCCGUUGCCACAGCUGCUGGCCAGUGGGUUGGCGCUGCUGUACUCGUCAUGAGUGUCACAGGCCUCUUAAGAUGGGUCGUUCGGAUUGUGCCUCUUCCAGUAGUAAAGGGCAUUCAACUGGGAGCUGGUCUAUCGUUGAUUCUUGGGGCAGGCUCGUCACUGCUUCAACCUCUACACUGGGCACAUCCAGCUCUUGACAACCGCAUAUGGGCAUUGCUGGCUUUCUUAGUCCUCAUCGGCACACAAAAACUACCACGAUUUCCAUAUGCUUUGCACUUCUUUGUUCUCGCUCUGGUGCUAGCUUUUGUAAAAGUCACCAAUUCUCAUGAGAGCCUUCCGUGGUUCUAUGUUUGGCGUCCUCGUUUCACCAUGCCUCACUGGAUUGGGCACAGUGAUUCGCCUGCUCUAUGGAUGGCUAUCGGGCAGUUACCUCUUACAACACUCAACUCUAUCAUAGCUGUCACUGCACUAUCGCAUGAUCUCCUGCCUGAGUCGCCUACUCCCUCGGUAACGUCUGUUGGGAUCAGUGUAGCUUUGAUGAACCUGACCGGCACUUGGUUCGGAGGUAUGCCUGUAUGCCACGGCGCUGGCGGCUUGGCUGCACAGUAUCGUUUCGGGGCCCGUAGCGGCUCCAGCAUCAUCAUAUUGGGCCUGUUCAAGCUAUUCUUAGGUCUUCUCUUGGGCGAAACUCUCAUGGAUCUCCUGAUGCACUACCCGAAGAGCAUACUUGGUAUCAUGGUCAUAGCAGCUGGUCUUGAGCUUGCCAAGGUAGGUAACAGUCUCAAUCAGGGCGCUUCCGACUUGUGGCAUACAGCUUCUGGACAAGGACCCCGUCGCCAACGCGAUCUUUCAGAAGAUGAGCGCAUGGAGAGGUGGACGGUUAUGCUCAUGACAACUGCCGGUAUUUUCGCCUUCAGGAACGAUGCUGUAGGUUUCUUUGCGGGUAUGCUUUGCCACGGAGCAUACCGUCUCUCAGACCGACUGUCAAGGAGGUACUCACAUGGCAUCUCCUCAACCGAACGUGAGGCUCUGCUUCGAUGA
Molecule: messenger RNA, 1323 nt
Organism: Fusarium coffeatum
Lineage: Eukaryota; Fungi; Ascomycota; Sordariomycetes; Hypocreales; Nectriaceae
Exons: 2
Coding region: 1-1323 (440 amino acids)
Biological process (GO): molybdate ion transport
Molecular function (GO): molybdate ion transmembrane transporter activity
Source: RefSeq, a predicted model, not a curated record